AUGUCUGGCAUCACCCUCAUCAACCAGGUCAAGGCCUCCAAGUUCUUGUCCGGCGUCCUCCAGCCCGUCGCCAACGCCUUCGUCAACGCUUCCGGCUACCGCAAGCUCGGUUUGCGUUACGACGAUGUCCUCCGUGAGGAGACCGACAUCAUCCGUGAAGCUGUCAACCGUCUCCCCGAUAACGAGGGUUACGAGCGCGUCUACCGCAUGAAGGUCGCCUUCCAGUACUCCCUCUCCCACACCAUCGCCACCAAGGAGAACGCCAUCAAGCCUGAGGAGGAUAUCCGUUACCUCACCCCCGUCAUCGAUGAGGUCGCUGUCGAGUUUGCUGAGAAGGAGGACUUCAACAACAUCAAGUCCUACUCCAAGUAA
Messenger RNA from Linnemannia hyalina, 372 nucleotides. The record is from the annotation of a GenBank genome assembly. NCBI's taxonomy places the organism in Eukaryota, Fungi, Mortierellomycota, Mortierellomycetes, Mortierellales, Mortierellaceae.